Molecule: messenger RNA, 3943 nt
Organism: Durio zibethinus
Lineage: Eukaryota; Viridiplantae; Streptophyta; Magnoliopsida; Malvales; Malvaceae
Source: RefSeq, a predicted model, not a curated record
GGGCAUAACUGCAAUAAAUAACGAAGCGCAAGGGUAGUUAAUAUUGAAGAAAGCUACGAGGAGUCCAUCUGAAGAAAAAUUAAAAGCCUACAAAAUGCUUGGGGAAGUGCUCUAAAUCCAAACAAAAUCAUUUUCUCCGUUUAUUCUUUUUCUUUUAUAAUUUCUGGUCAUUUCAUUUCUCAAAAGAAGUUCAAAACGCACACUAACGCUCACAGUCUCCCUCUCUCUCUCUAAGUUUUUUUUUUUUGCUCUGUUUUUAAGAUUCUUCUUCUUAAUCAAGCUUUUGACUCUGAUUCGGAGGUAAUCUUUGAUUAUCAACUGAUUAAUCAUCAUUUAGUUUCUUCUUCUUUUGAUUACUUAAACUUCAGUUUCAAGACCUUUGAUCUUUAACCGAAUCACCUUCAGUAGCUUCAGUUUUGAUAGUUGGAUUUUAUCUAAAAUCAAAGCUUCCAAUGCAAGACUGAGAAAGGAAAGUGAAGAGAAAGUCUCAGUUCUGCUUUUCAGAUUUUAUGCUGGAGAUGGAGAUUGCUUUUUCUUCAUGCUCAUGUGCAGAGUAAAACUAGUCGGUAAUCUGACUAAGAGAUGACCAAGCAUCGUUUUAGGGAGUCUAUCAAGUCCUUCUUUGGUGAUCAUGUUGAUCCAGAAAAAGAAGAACAGCUUAAAGGAAAUAAAAUAGAAAUUGAUGACAAUGUGACAAAAAUGUUGAAGCUCAUCAAGGAUGAGGAAGUUGAAGAAAGUGAUGGGAUCUCAAUAGCUAAUCCCAACAAGGAACCACUUGUCCAGUUAAUUGAGGAUUUUCACAAACACUAUCAAAAUCUCUAUGCACAAUAUGAUCAUCUCACGGGGGAGCUGAGGAAAAAAGUUCAUGGCAAACAAGAAAAAGACGCUUCUUCUUCGUCAAGUUCAGAUUCAGACUCUGAUUAUUCUUCAAAAGAUGGAGGCAGUAAAAAUCGACAACCGGAAAGUGAAUUUCAGAAAAAAGCAGAAGGCAUUAAACAAGAACUUGAAGCAGCAAAUCUGGAAGUUGCUAACCUUAAGAGGAAGCUGACAGCUACAAGUGAAGAAAAAGAUGUUUUAAAUUCUGAGUAUCUAGCUUCUUUAAGUAAGGUGCAAGAAGCGGAUGAAAUCAUCAGAAAUCUGAAGCUUGAAUCUGAAAGAUCAAAGAGUGAAAAAUCAGAACUCGCUGUUCAGAAUGAAGAGCUGAGGCAUAAACUGGACAUUGCUUGUAAGAUAGAAGCUGAGGUGAAUCAGAGAUUGGAAGAUCUGAAUAGGGAAAACAAUAACUUAAUUCUAGAGAAAGAGACUGCUGUUAAAAGAAUUGAAGAUGGCGAGAAGUUUACAGAAGAUCUCAGAAGAGAAGUUGAUUGGAUGAAAGAGGAAAAUAUAACUCUAAAGCAAGAGCUUGAAAGGUUUAGGGAGAAAGUUUCCAGCAUGCAGCAACAGCUGGAAUCUGCAGAACAGCAAGUUUCAGAAUUGAGCCACAGUCUUAAUGCUACUGGGGAGGAGAAUAAAUCCCUGACGUCGAAAAUUUCUGAGGUUUCAAAUGAGAUUCAGCAGGCACAGGGCAUAAUACAACAACUCAUGGCUGAAAUGAGUCGGGCAAAGGAGGAACUGGGUGAGAAAGAAAGGGAACUUUUAACACUCACAGAGUUGCAUGAGGUGCGUGGGAAUCAUUCAUCUGCUCAGAUAAAAGAAUUAGAGGCACAAGUAACAAGCUUGGAACUCGAGUUGGAAUUAUUGAGAGCAACAAACAGAGAUAUGGAGGUACAAAUGGAGAACAAAGCAAGUGAAGCAAAACAGCUGGGAGAGCAAAAUAUAGGACAGCAAUCCCAAAUUUCAGAACUUGAGAUGAUGUCUAAAAAGAAAGAAGAAGAACUUUUGACUCUCACAAAGAAAUUUGAGGAUAAUGAGAAAGAAUCUUUGUCUAGAGUGGAGAACUUGACAGUGCAGAUCAACAAUCUGCUAGUGAACGAGGAGUUCCUAAGCACCCAGAAAGCUCAGUUGGAAGAAUAUAUAGUAUUUAGAAGUGAUGAAGUAUUAACUCAAGUCAAGAGCUUAAUGGAUCAGAUAAAUACAUUGCAGCAGGAGCUGGAGGCCCUGCAUAGCCAGAAAGCAGAACUGGAAGUGCAGCUUGACAGGAAAACUCAAGCUAUUUCAGAUUAUGUUAUUGAGAUAGAAAAGGCAAAAGAAGAGGCAGUAAGCAAGACUGAGGAUCACCAGAGAGUUCUGCAGGAGAAAGAAGGUUUGCUGGCACAAACGAAGGAUCUAGAAUUUGAAGUCAACUCUCUAAAGAAUCAGAAAGGUGAAUUGGAAGGGGAGUUAAGAACCAAAAUCAAAGAGAACAAUCAGUUGAGAGAGGAAAAGGUGGGGUUACAGGGUCAAAUCUUUGAAUUAGAGAAAACAUUGGCAGAAAGAGAGCUUGAGUUCACUGCUCUCCAGGAAAAACAUGCAAGCGCAGAGAAUGAAACUUCUUCCCAAUUAACAGCCCUAUUGGUGCAGGUCAACAAUUUUCUGCAGGAGUUGAAUUCCCUACAGACCCAGAGAGAUGAACUGGAGUUGCAGCUCGAGAAAGAGAAACAAGAAUCGUCAGAAAGAUUGACUGAAAUGGAGAACCAGAAAUCUAAGCUAGAAACUCAAAUUAACAAUCACCAGAAAAUGCUAGAAGAACAGAGGCAGGCAUAUAAGAAGUUGGCUGAAGAAUACAAACAGUUUGAGGGCUUAUACCAAGAGUGCAAGGCAAAUCUUGAAGUCGCAGAAAGGAAGAUGGAAGAAAUGUCAGAAGAAUUCCAUAGAAACAUUGAAUCUAAAAGUCAGAUGGCAGCUGAUCUGAAGCAAAUGGUUGAGGACCUUCAAAAAGAUUUGGAAGCCAAGGGAGAUGAGAAAAAUGAUUUCAUAAACCAGAUUACAGAUCAUCAGAGAAUGCUAAAAGAACAAGAAGAUGCGUUUAACAAGCUAAGCGACGAGUACAAACAACUUGAAACUUCAUUUCAGGACUGCAAGGCAAUUAUUGAAGUCACAGAAAGGAAGAUGCAAGAAAUGGCAGGAGAGCACAAUGAGAAAGUUCAAUCUAAAGAUCAAAUAGUAGCUGAUUUGGAGCAAAUUGUCGAAGACUUGAAAAGAGAUUUAGAAAUGAAAGGAGAUGAGCUCAGUACUUUGGUCGAGAACGUCCACACCAUUGAAGUCAAGCUCCGCUUGUCAAACCAAAAACUUCGAGUCACGGAACAGUUGCUAACUGAGAACGAAGACAGCUUCAGAAAAGCAGAAGCAAAGUUCCUGGAAGAACAAAGAAUGCUUGAAGAAAGUAUCGCGACAUUGUCUGCAACAGUUGCUGCAAACAAUGAAGCCCAUUGCAGGAUGAUCAAUGCUAUCUCAGAGAAUGUGAAUUGUACCUUGACCGGAUUUGAAGCUGUCAUCCAGAAAUUUGAGGAGGGCUAUAGAAACUACGAGCACUGUGUUGAGGAAACAUCGAAAGAGCUAAGGAUUGGGAAAAAUUGGGUUGAAGAGGCAAAGAGUGAAAAGAAGCGGCUGGUGAAUGAAGUGAGUAAUUUGAUUGAGCAACUAAAAGAUCAGAAAGAACAAGAAUCUAUGUUGCGAGAGAGAGUUGAGAAGCUACAGAUUAAGGCAAACAAGGAACAAGGUGAGAAGGAGAAUCUGCUGAAAGCCGUGAAGCAUCUGGAAAAGAAGGUGGAACUCUUGGAGUCAGUAAUGAAAGACAAGGAUCAAGGUAUACUGGGUUUAGGAGAGGAGAAGAGGGAGGCAAUUAGGCAGCUGUGCGUGUGGAUUGAUUAUCACCGCGGCCGCUGCGAUGAUCUGAAGGAAAUACUCUCGAAAACUGUGAUAGUCCAGAGGGCAACCUAGUGGAAGUCCCUGGUAUUUUUCAUUCCCUUAUGUUAAUUCUGGUUUUGCAUUUACGGAUAAUUUGACAUUGUUUCAUUUUUUAUUU